This is a messenger RNA of Anopheles funestus (African malaria mosquito), 655 nucleotides long. Its product is annotated as lysozyme c-1. The record is from RefSeq and is a predicted model, not a curated record. The transcript is spliced from 4 exons. Lineage: Eukaryota; Metazoa; Arthropoda; Insecta; Diptera; Culicidae. Gene Ontology annotation, molecular function: lysozyme activity. The coding region runs from base 101 to 556 and encodes 151 amino acids.
CAGUCAGUCAAUUCUCAAUCAGUCUGUCUGAGAUUCUCAGAGACGGUGAAGCGGUUAGCUUGCAGUUAAGACAUAUAGACAAGGCUCCAGCAAUCUCACGAUGCGUCCGCAACGUCAGAUGUUCCGGACGGCGUCCUCUGUCUGUGUAUUUUUAAUAUUGUUUACAACGCACAGCCUAACCGAGGGUAAGGUUUACGAAAAGUGUUCCCUUGCAAGAACGUUGGAUAAACAGAAGAUUUCUUCACGCUCACUCAUCUCCAACUGGGUCUGCCUGGUAAUGGCCGAGAGUGGAGGUGACACCAGCAAAGUGACAACACUGGAUAAUGAGUCCGCUAGCUACGGUAUCUUCCAGAUUAACAGCAAAACCUGGUGCCGGGAAGGACGAAAAGGUGGUCGUUGCAAUAAGAAGUGUGAAGAUUUCCUGAACGACGAUCUUACCGACGACAUUGAGUGUGCCAAGCAGAUCUACAACGAUAGUGGUUUCGGUGCUUGGAAAGGAUGGAUUAAUCGCUGCAAGCAGAAGACACUACCGGAUUUGUCAUCGUGCUGGAAUUAGUUACCACUUACAUAGGACCACUACAUUGUUAGUAGAUAAACACUUUUGAGUUGAACUAGUUUCAAAUAAAAUAUUUGACUUUUGUUUCCUGAAAGCAAA